AUGUCUGUAAUUUUGAUAGAGGGUCGUGGGAUCACAGACAACAUACAGAGAUUUUCCUCACUGCCACCUUAUCUACCUGUGAGCUACCACAUCCUCCGAGCAGAGACUUCCUUCUUUCUAAAGGAAACCAACCAGGACUUGCUGCGAAACUCCAGCCUGCAGUCCAGAGUUGAGUCCUUCUUUACGUACAAAGCCAAGCAGCCCCCCAUACUAAAUGCUAGCUAUGGGCCUUUUUCUGUGGAAAAGGUUGUGCCUCUGGAUUUAAUGUUGACUUCAAACUUUUUAGGCCCAGCUAAUAAGUUUAGUUUCGAUUGGAAACUGAAAGCCUAUAUCCUGCGGGAUAAAAUCUACCUGAGCCAGCCCAAAGUGCAGAUUCUGUUCCACAUCAUGGGCAGAGACUGGGAUGACCACAGCACCGGGGAGAAGCUACCCUGCCUGAGGGUCUUUGCCUUCCGAGAGACCAGAGAGGUGAGGGGCAGCUGCCGGCUCAAGGGGGACCUCGGGCUGUGUGUGGCAGAGCUGGAGCUCCCAUCCAGCUGGUUCAGCGCCCCCACACUGGGUACUGGGAGGAAGAAGUCAGUGGAACAGCCAGAGGGCAGUCCUGUGGAGCUGUACUACACGGUGCAGCCUGGGGAUGAGCGAGCAGACUGUGCAGGGGGUGACCUCAGGAAGGGCAAUGCCAUCCGUCCAGGAAAGGACGGACUGGAGGAAACCACAUCCCACCUGCAGAGGAUUGGCACCAUCGGCCUUUACCGGGCCCAGGACAGCGCCCAGCUCAGCCAGUUGCGUUUGGAUGGCAAUGUGGCCAUCUGGCUGCCUUCCAGGCCAGUCAAACAGGGAGCUGUGGUCACUGCCCACGUCACCAUCUCCAGCAAUUCCACUGUGGAUCUCUUUGUCUUGAGAGCCAAGGUCAAGAAGGGGGUGAACAUCCUGAGCGCUGAGACCAGCGAGCCCCGGCAGUGGGACGUGAAGCAGGAGGUGGGCAACGGCGGGAAGCACGCCACCACCAGCGUGGCCUGCCAGCGCCUGGGGCCGAGCGCGCGCAACAGAAGCAGCAGUUUAUUCAAUGAGGUUGUGCAGAUGAACUUUGAAAUAGCCAGCUUCAGCAGCCUCUCGGGGACUCAGCCCAUCACAUGGCAGGUGGAAUACCCACGGAAAGGGACCACAGACAUCGCUGUGUCUGAGAUCUUCAUCAGUCAGAAGGACCUGGUGGGCAUCGUGCCCUUAGCUAUGGACACAGAAAUUCUGAACACUGCCAUACUCACAGGAAAGACGGUUGCCAUGCCAAUCAGAGUGGUGUCUGUGGAGGAGAACAGUGCUGUGAUGGAUAUCUCCGAGUCGGUGGAGUGCAAGUCCACAGAUGAGGAUGUUAUCAAAGUGUCUGACCGUUGCGACUAUGUCUUUGUCAAUGGCAAAGAGAUAAAAGGCAAGAUGGAUGCAGUGGUGAACUUCACGUACCAGUACCUGAGUGCCCCUCUGCACAUCACCGUGUGGGUGCCCCGACUACCUCUGCAGAUCGAAGUCUCUGACACGGAGCUCAGCCAGAUUAAGGGCUGGAGGAUUCCCAUUGUGGCCAGUAAAAGGCCCACACGAGAGAGUGAGGAUGAGGAUGAGGAGGAGCGGCGGGGCCGGGGCUGUGCCCUGCAGUACCAGCGUGCCACCGUGCGGGUCCUCACCCAGUUUGUGUCUGAGGGUGCAGGCCCGUGGGGUCAGCUGAGCCACCUGCUUAGUCCUGACUGGCAGUUCGACAUCACCCACCUGGUCGCAGAAUUCAUGAAGCUGGAGGAGCCUCACGUGGCCACACUCCAGGACAGCAGGAUCUUGGUCGGGCGGGAGGUUGGGAUGACGACCAUCCAGGUGUUGUCCCCACUGUCUGACUCCAUCCUGGCAGAGAAGACAGUGACUGUGUUAGAUGACAAAGUGUCGGUCACAGACUUGGCCAUCCAGCUCAUGGCUGGGCUGUCAGUCAGCCUCCACCCCAACACAGAGAACAGCAAGGUCAUCACGGCUGUGGCCACAGCUGAGGAGCUGCUGCGAACUCCCAAACAGGAAGCCCUGGUCAGCACGUGGCUACAGUUCAGCGAUGGCUCCGUGACACCCCUGGACAUCUAUGACACCAACGACUUCUCUCUGGCCGCCACCUCCCUGGACGAGGCCAUCCUGUCAGUCCCCCCAGCCCGCUCCCUCAGGUGGCCCAUUGUGGUGGCUGAAGGGGAAGGCCAAGGGCCACUGGUCCGAGUGGACAUGACGAUUGCAGAGGCCUGCCUGAAAUCCAAACGCAAGAGCGUCCUGGCCGUGGGCGUCGGCAACGUCAGGGUCAAGUUUGGACAGAAUGACGCCGACUCCAGCCCCGGUGGGGACUAUGAGGAGGAUGAAAUCAAGAACCACGCCAGCGACCGCCGGCAGAAGGGUCAGGACUACGAGCGCACAGGCCAGGAUGGGCACUUCUACGGGAGCUCUUCCGUGGAGCGCGAGGAAGGGGCUCUCCGGAGAGUGACCACCACAACCAAGUCUCUGCUGGCCAACAAAGUGCUGAAGAACAGCCGGGGGGACGGGGGCAGGCUGCCCGGGGAGGGGCAGCUGCAGAACAUCCCCAUCGACUUCACCAACUUCCCCGCCCAAGUGGACCUCCCCAAGGCCGGGGCUGGGCUGGAGGAGAACGACUUGGUGCAGACUCCCCGGGGCCUGAGCGACCUGGAGAUUGGGAUGUACGCCCUGCUGGGGGUCUUCUGCCUCGCCAUCCUCGUCUUCCUGAUCAAUUGCGCCACCUUUGCCCUGAAGUACAGGCACAAGCAGGUGCCCUUGGAAGGUCAGGCCUCCGUGACCCACUCUCACGACUGGGUGUGGCUCGGCAAUGAGGCCGAGCUGCUGGAGAACAUGGGAGACGCGUCGCCGCCCCAGGAUGAGCGCACGACCAUCAUAGACCGCGGGCUGGGGGGCUACGAGGAGAGCAACCACCUCCUCCUCAACGGUGGCUCCCCAAAACACGUGCAGAGCCAGAUUCCCAGGUCGGCCGGCUCCGGGGGGAGGCAUGGCAGGGAGCAGAAACAGGAGCCCCUGCACUCGCCCACAUCCAAAAGGAAGAAGGUGAAGUUUACCACUUUCACUACCAUCCCCCCGGACGACGGCUGCCCCACCGUGAACUCCAUCCUCAGCAGCCAGGACGAGGACAUCAAGUGGGUGUGCCAGGACACGGAGGCGGGUGCUCCCAGGGAACUGAGACACUGUCUGGAGAAGUUCAGAGACAAAGUGUAG
Molecule: messenger RNA, 3255 nt
Organism: Cynocephalus volans (Philippine flying lemur)
Lineage: Eukaryota; Metazoa; Chordata; Mammalia; Dermoptera; Cynocephalidae
Gene: TMEM132C
Product: transmembrane protein 132C
Exons: 9
Coding region: 1-3255 (1084 amino acids)
Source: RefSeq, a predicted model, not a curated record